AUGCCCAGAGGGGAGAGGGAGCGGGGGGCCGAACUGAGCUGGCGGUCCCUGCUCUGGCGCUGGUUUCGCCUGGGCGCCUUCCUCAGCUUCUGCUGCCUCGCCGGCUUCUUCUUCUUUUCGGUCUCCUGCUGGUCGGCCUGGCUGGCAGUCCGCCCGCUGAUCGCCCACACCGCGUCGCACAUCUGCCUCAGUGCCUCGAGUGCCGCCGCCGCCGCCGCCGCCGCCGCCGCCGCCGCCGCCACCACCACCACCACCACUGCCACCACCUCCCCCGGCCAGUCGCUGCUCCACCUCUUUCAGUCGCUGCUGCGCUUCUUCGUCCCGCGCUUCAUCCCCCUGCCACCCGGGCUGCACCUGCUGUCAAGGCUCGGGCUCUUUGUCUUCCAGCCGGUGCUCUCCUCCUGUGACCGGGUGCUGGACCUGCUUUCUGGGCUUCCCCUGGUCCUCCCAUCCUCGGGCUCGCCCUCGCCCUCGCCCUCGCCCUCGCCGCCGGCCUCCCUGUCCCCCGUCGGCGCGUCGGGGCUGGCCCGUUCAUUCCCGGAUCUCCGGUCCUGGUUCCGGCUCGCCCCCGCCACCGGCGCCCCGGCUCCGACCGUCGCCGACUCCAUCUCGGCCGGGCCGUUUGACGCGGUUUUCCACCUGUUCACCGGCCCGGCAGCCGGCUCGACCUUCGGCGGCAGCCUCCUCACCUGGCCGCGCCUGGUGCUGGCCUUCGCCCGGGCAACCCUCGGCUGGGCCUCGCCCGCGGGUCUUCUCGCAUCGCGGCAGCCCGGCCACUGGGCUGACUGGCUGAUCGGGGCGCUUGCCCUGCUGGUGCUGGCCCUUCGCAUCAUGUGGAUCCUCGGGAGCCUGGCCCUGGCGCUGUUGUUUGUCCUGGCGCCGGCCGCCUGCGUGGUGGGCUUCCUGGCCUGGGAGCUCUUCCUCAUCGGGCUGGUGCUGACGGACACCCUGCUCGGGCGCUUUCUCCAAGUGUGGGACCGCCUGCCGCGAUGGCUGCGCGUGGCCCUGCGCUAUGGCUGGCGGUCGUCCUUCCUCGGGGUCACGCGCCUGGUGCUGGUGCUGGAUGUGGCCGCCCGGCUGCUGCUGCGCCUGGUGCCGUUGAUCGGCUCCGGACCACCUUCCUCGCGCUUCCACACCUGGUCCCUGGUGAAUGCCUGCGACGCCUCCUUCGAGGGGUUUGACGUGGAGUUCCUCGGGCCGGGCUUCGACCCGGCCGGCGAGGAGGACUUCGGCGGCCCGGAGCGCUCGCUGGCCAUGGCCCUGGCAUCCAAGCUGGCCUACGAGUCGCCGACGGUCAUGGCCGCCGUGGCCGGCCCCGGGGGCUUCGGCUUCCAGCGGGUGGACCCCUUCAGUGUCGGCGGCCGCGAGGCCAUCCGCGGGUAUGUGGCCACCGAUCGCCUGGCCACCGGGGGCAUGGUGACACUCCUGGUCUUUGGCGGCACCCAGCCCCUGGAUUUGCGGCACAUUCUGGCCGACAUCCAGAGCAAUCUCAGCCACUUCCGUCUGGGGACGGAUGCCGGCCCGGCGGCGCCGGGGUUCGUCUCGACGGUGGCCGCCGCGGCCGCCACCGCGGCUGCUGCCGCCGGCCGCCCCGACGCCCCGGCGGACACCUCGCCGAUGGCCCUGGCGCCGGUCCUGUCGCCCGGGGCUCUGGUUGGCACGGUGGCCGGCGGGGUGGUCCUGCCCGGGUCCACGGCCGGCGACCUGAUUGCCAUGUCCUUCGAGCCGCUCCAGGCAUCGCUCUUCAUGUCCGGCUCCAUGCACCUCAUGUCCCAUGCGUCUGGGCCGCUUUCGGCCGAGCCCUCGCUCCAUGGGCCGGCCGGUGGCGCCGGGGCCGAGGAAACUCCCGGUGCCGGGGCCGGCGCCGCCGGAUCCGGCGCCCUCUCGCCCGGCCUCGGCCCGGGCCCGGGGCCGGCCGCGUCUCCUGCCUUCUGGCCAUUGGCGCCGGACGCCUCGACCGUCGAGGCCGCGGCGGUUGCCGGGGUGCCCCCCGGUCCGGAGCGCCGGCAGGCCCUCUAUCAGGCCGGGCUCGGGCACGUGCACUAUGGCUUUGGCCGGGCUCUCGGCAUCUUGCAGUCGGCUCUGGAGCGGCGUCCGCUGCCGGGCGCCGCCGCCAGCCCGAGCCACCCGGCCGAUGCCGGGCCGCCGGCCGACGACGACUGGUAUGCCGAUGCCUCGCGCUCCGGGCAUCUGGCCGGGCCGAAUGCGGCCGCCUCGCCACCCGAGGCUGUCCUGGCCCCGGUGCAUGAUCUGUCGGUGACCGGGGCUGGGGGGGGCCUGCGGGCGCGACGCCUGGCCACCCGUGGCGGCGCCGGCACCCCGGGCGCAUCGGCCUGCCCGCCGGCCGGGCCCGGGCUGGCUGGGCCGCGUGAGUCGGCUCGCUCGGCGGCAUCCCCCCCGGCGCCGGCUUCCGAGGGCGAGGCCAUUGUGCCGGCACCGGCUCCCCCGGGGUCCGGGCUGACACUGCCGUUGCUGCUCAAUAGCCUGGCCAACAUCCUGGUUAGCCCGGUGUUUGUGGCCGCCAGUGUCGGGCGCUUGGUGGCCGGCUGGGCGGCUGGGCGCAUUGGCCGCUGGCUGCCGGCCGGCAUGGCCGGCGCACGCCCCGGCCCCGGCCCCGGCCCCGGCCCCGGCCCCGGCCCAAGCCGGUCCCCGAGCAGCCUGUCCUCCAUGUCCUCCUCGGCCGGGGCCGCCGGCGCGGCACGUGGGGGCUCCUCCCGGCGGCGCCUGCUCCCGGGGCUGGUCAUGGGCCUGUUGCUGCCGCUGCGCGUGGGCCUGGCACUGGGGGUGCUGCUGCUGCGCCUGGCCGCCGGCACCGGCGGCCUGCUGGUCCGAUUGCUGGCGGCCGCCGCGGCGGUGGUUCUGUCCCGGCCGCCGGAGCACGGGGCCCACGUCGCUCCGGCCGGCAUCCACUGGUUCCUCGGGCGGCUGUUCCGAUCGGCGGCCAGCACGCCGGACGAGCCGGACCACUGUGCCGCCAGCGCCGCGGGCCGGGGCCGCGCGGGCGGCCAAGCAGGCGGCGGCUCUGGCCCCGGGGCCGGCGGCCGGCCCGGCGGCCCGCAUGGCGGCGGCCCCUCCGACGAGCCGGCCACCCUCUACCAUGAGGUGAUCUCCCUGCUGCUGGAGCAUGGGGCCCUGACGGUGGACCCGCUGUCCGGGGCCAUUGUCCGGCCGGCCGCUCCGUCGACCACCGCCUCCACCACCGGGGCCUGCUCGCCCGAGACCUCGGCCGAGGCCGAGGGGCUGGCCUCGCCGGGGCACGGGCCGGGCCGGGCCGGCACCCCCGCUGCUGGCCCCGGGCAGCAUCGGCUCUUCAUCUGCGGGCAUAGCCUCGGCGCCGCGCUGGCCACCCUCUUCUCGGUGUCCCUUUGCCUGGACCCGGCGCUGGACGGGACGGACGCCGGGGCCACCAGUCCGCCGGCCGAGCCCGAGCACCCCCCCGCCCCCGAGGCGGACAUCUUUCCCCUGUCGGCGUGGGGCCGGGCCCGGCUGCCGGAUGGGGUCUACACCUAUGGGGCCCCGCGUGUCGGGGACACCAAGUUCGCCGAGGCGGUGCCCUUCGACCUGGUGGCGCGGAUGUGGCGCUUUGUCCAUGAGAACGACGCCAUCCCCAAUGUGCCGACCGUCAUCCCGGACUGGCUGGUCACGCGGAAUUUGGUCGAGCAGCACUUCCUCUUCCGGACCUUCUCCGGCCGGUCGUCCGACGGCCAGGGAUACUGCCAUGUCAGUCGCGGCAUUGUCAUGAACAUGUCCGGCCUGCUGCGCCUCGAGGAGGAGGAGGAGGAGGACGACGACGACGACGAUGAUGGCGAGCAUGGUGAGACACAUCAUGGGAGCGGUGGCCAUUGUGCCGGCGGCCCGGGCGGGGGCAAGGCAGCCGCCACCGGUGCGUCUGUGGCCGCGGCCUCGCCCCCGUCGCCCCCGCCGACGCCGCCGAGCGAGGAUGCCGCCGGGUCGGGCCCGGGCCCGGGCCCGGACCCGGGCCCCCCGGGCCCGACGCCCCCUUCGCGCGCGGUGCACGCCGCUCGGUCGCGAUUCCGUCGUCUCCGGCAGCAGGGUGCCAACCGGGGCUUCUCCCUGUACCAGGUCCUGCGGAAGCUCCUGUUUGAUGUGCUCAUCCCGGUUCUGCCGCAGAUCCUCAUGCCCGGGUACUACAUCAUGAAGAAGACCCUCCGGGCGCUGCAGAUGUCCUGGUCCUACCGGGAGUCCCUGCUCCGGGCGUUCAUCCGCAUCGCCACGCCGGAGAGCUUCAACCACCUGCCGUGCGACUAUGUCCGGUCGCUGGAGCGCGCGAUCGCCCUUCGGCAGUCGACGACCGGUGCACCGGCAGCUGGCAUCUGA
Molecule: messenger RNA, 4338 nt
Organism: Fonticula alba
Lineage: Eukaryota; Rotosphaerida; Fonticulaceae
Exons: 2
Coding region: 1-4338 (1445 amino acids)
Biological process (GO): lipid metabolic process
Source: RefSeq, a predicted model, not a curated record